CGCCCGAGGUUUAACCUUUCCAGCAGAUUCAUACUGAAUCGCCUUGGAAGUACCCCCGGACGGAUAUACACCUAUAUGUCAAUAUUGACUUGCACAGCAAUUUCGGUGAGCUCCGAGGUGAGUAUCCCAGGCUGGCUGAGCAGAGUGGGUCCAGCCAAGAAUGAGCCCAAUUACUUGGGGUGCCCGCGGCAAGAGCACAGCACAUCUGCAAAGCGUCACUCACAUAUACAACUUACGUCAAACAGCAGUUCUUCAGCCCCAGACUACUCUCAGCAAAUGUCGAAGCUCUCGUCUUCAAUACAGUCAGCAACGACCACCACACCAACAACACUAUGGCAGACCCAUUCGAGGUGCGCAUGCGCUUCACCAACCAGCUUCGACAGCUCAAUGCGUCGGUGACGUCGGCGCAGAAGGCAGCGCAAUAUGCCCUGAAAUACAGGGACAUGGCUGAGGACUUGCACUCGUGCAUUCUGGAGCAGCUCGAGAGGAACAACAUGAAUACCCGGGCAAACAUCAUGUACUUCAUCGAGCACUUUCUCGACAUGGCGAAUAAGGAUGGCUACGUCGAUUAUGUGCGCAUGAUGCAGCGAGAUAUUAUCCGGGUGGUGGACGCUGUAGCGCCAGACGACGGGUCAGGGGCAGCAAACGUCAAGGUUGUUCGUAAGGUCCUCCAAGCCCUCCAAACGAAGUCCCUCCUCGACGCCCAAACCGUCACCCAAAUCGAAGAAGUCCUCAAAGACCGUGACGCCUCAGCCCAAGACAUCGCCAUGUCUUCCCCUCCUCCUGCCGACGGAGACGACAUGGCCGAUAACCUCGGCGACGACAACAUGCCCCCCGCCCGCACCCUACCUCCCUAUCACACUACCACCAGCAAGAGAAUACACGCCCCGCCCAAGCUGGACAAGAAGCAGAUCGAGCAGCGGAUCGAAGAGGACCGCGAGCGGCACAAGCGGCAGAGGGAGAACAUAUGGGCCGUGCCGCCGGGCGAGGACGCCGAGAUGGACAAGCUGUGGGAGGAGACGAGCGACCUUGGGGAAGAUGAUCACCGCAUGGGGGAGGAGGAGUGGGCCGAGUGGAAGGCUGAGUUUGAGGCGAGGAAGUGUUUGCAUCAGAGGGAGGCGGAGAGGAAUGGGGCGCAAUAAGGAGACCUUUGGGUUCGUUUUCCAGCGUGAAGGGUUGUGUUGAACGGAUUUGCAUUGCAUUGCAUGGCGCUUAUGGGGCUGGUUAGUAGGGAAAAGACAGAGUGGCGUUUGGAAAGGGGGUGUUAGGUAUCCUGGUACCAUGGGUGUCGGUUGGUUUUGGCGAGAUAGGAUCUUUCGAAGACGUGACUUACCUCGAACAGGGAGUCACUUGCAGCAGCGUCGUCCGCAGUCAUGCCGGUGCAAUACAUGUUUUGGCUGGUAUAUCGAGUUAUAGUGUUACAAG
Parathielavia appendiculata is the source of this 1425-nucleotide messenger RNA. RefSeq lists its product as uncharacterized. The record is from RefSeq and is a predicted model, not a curated record. NCBI's taxonomy places the organism in Eukaryota, Fungi, Ascomycota, Sordariomycetes, Sordariales, Chaetomiaceae. Bases 333 to 1142 code for a protein of 269 amino acids. The transcript is spliced from 3 exons. Gene Ontology annotation, biological process: positive regulation of transcription by RNA polymerase I; positive regulation of DNA-templated transcription, elongation. Gene Ontology annotation, cellular component: CTDK-1 complex.